UGGGUUGAAGUAAGAAGUAAAAUGCACAUGUUAAAAUUACCUCAACCUAAACGAAUUCCUAUCCUACGUGAAAAUGCGGCUACGGACUUGGGGUCCAAAUUGAUAGGGGAACUUUUCGUGUUGACCGUUGGAUUAUAUUUGAUUCGGCUUGAAAUUUCACGACAAGCACUCAAGGAUAAAAAGAAACAUGAGGUACACGUACUGCAAAGAUCCGAGUUGCGAAAUAAAUUAUCGACAUUGAAGAACCUGGUUAAAUGGCAGGACGAUGAAUUAAACAAAUUGCGAUUGAAGCUUAAACGCGAAGGAGAAUCAAAUGACGGGCGGCAUAAAUAAAUGGAACAAAUUUAAUUCCAAGUUGAAAUAUGGACAAUUACUAAAUAAAUAGUGGAAGUACGACGUUUUGACAUAUUUUAAAUUUGAAGUGGCGGUCACACUGAACAGCGGUUCAAUGUUAUUCGCCAGCCCUGUUGGUUCUGAUUUUCCUCUAAAAGAUUUUGUAAUACAAAAAGGUCGUAAGCAAUGGUCAUUGGUGUGUUUCCAGCCGCCAAACUUGGCGUAUUGGCCAUAAAACAGAUUAGCAAGCCAAUUGCCAAUGUGCUCAAGUCCAAUGCGAAGUCGAGUCCAUUCUUCAGGAAGUAUAUUUGCAUGCCGCCGGCUCAAUUUUACAAUUGGGUUGAGGUGAAAACCAAGAUGUGGGCCCUGAACCUGGGCAGACCUGUCACAGUGCCGCCUCUGAACGAGGCCAUGGCCAUUGAGUUGGGUGCCAACCUGCUUGGAGAAUUCAUCAUCUUUGCGAUUGGCGCUGGCCUCUUGAUAUUCGAAUACUCUCGUCAAACCAUCAAGGAGAACAAGAAGAACGAGGCCUUGCAGUUUGAGAAGAUGCAGCUGACGAAUACAUUGACGGAAAUGAAUUUUCGUCUGGAGCGUCAGGAUGCACAAAUCCGUGAAAUGACUCGGGUCUUGGCGGACUUGGACUCGCGCAACAUCUUCAGCUGGCACAAGGAGCCGCUGCAGGAGUACGUUACCUUCGAUCCCAACACGCCAGAUCAGAGUGCCAGCGCAAGGAAUGCCAAAACAUACGAAGGAUUCUAUGAUCCCACGGGCGGAAUGGCGUUUCGUGCCCUCAACUUCCUGCAGACACAAAUCUUCGUCGACGGACGCGAUCGAAAGGCUAAUCAUAAAGUUGAUGCAGUGGCGGUCGAAGUGGAUAGAGCUUUCGAUGAAUCACUAAGUAAGCCACAGGCGGAAGCUCCAGCAACUCGGUCACCAUGACCAGCUCGGGAUAACAAUGGAUACGCCUGUCACUGCUUGAUUUGAACAAUUUGAGUGUUAUAAAACUAUAUACAAAUAACAUAAAUAGCUAGGUAAAAAGUCAAUAAGUGUAUAUAUCAUGUACAUUGUAACUGUAUUUAAUAAUUUUAUUGUUACUGAAAAAGAGAUGCAAACCAUUUGAAUGAUGAAUAUGAUGAUAACAUGUUAAUAAUA
Messenger RNA from Drosophila albomicans, 1485 nucleotides. Its product is annotated as putative OPA3-like protein CG13603. The record is from RefSeq and is a predicted model, not a curated record. The transcript has 4 exons. Gene Ontology annotation, cellular component: mitochondrion. Lineage: Eukaryota; Metazoa; Arthropoda; Insecta; Diptera; Drosophilidae. Gene Ontology annotation, biological process: regulation of lipid metabolic process. The coding region runs from base 520 to 1272 and encodes 250 amino acids.